This is a messenger RNA of Ixodes scapularis (black-legged tick), 3796 nucleotides long. RefSeq names its product pleckstrin homology domain-containing family A member 8. The record is from RefSeq and is a predicted model, not a curated record. Bases 369 to 1775 code for a protein of 468 amino acids. Gene Ontology annotation, molecular function: ceramide 1-phosphate binding; ceramide 1-phosphate transfer activity. Lineage: Eukaryota; Metazoa; Arthropoda; Arachnida; Ixodida; Ixodidae. Gene Ontology annotation, cellular component: cytosol; cytoplasm; membrane. The transcript has 2 exons. Gene Ontology annotation, biological process: ceramide transport; intermembrane lipid transfer.
GUUUGCCUGAUUUCAAUUACUCGAAACGACAAACGAUAUACGGCUCUGGACAAAUCGUUUCUCCAAGACGAGCAAUCCACAGGAGCAAUCAGGCUGUCGAGUGGUGAGCAGCCCAACCGAGAAGAUGUCGAGAUCUCCAAGACCCAUCUGGGACAGGUGUUUCAUUCGAUGACACGGAGGUGGGCGGUUAGGAUUCAAGCGUUACAAGUUUAUCCGGUUAGAGCCGACACGGUGCGAACCGGCUGCGUGCGUAACUGGACGUUGUCGCCAAGACGGCCGACGUCGUUGUCGGCUCCCGAGCGGCCCGAACGUCGUCGGCGUCGUCCCGUGUACUCCAACACCAUGGCGACCGGAGCUUGAGUGGCACCAUGGAGGGGGUCCUCUGGAAGUGGACCAACUACUGGAACGGCUGGCAGCAGCGCUGGUUCAUCUUGGACAAGGGCAUCCUCACCUACUACAAGUCGCAGGAGGAGGUGAACCAGGGUUGCAAGGGCUCCGUCAAGGUGUCCGCCUGCGAGAUCGUGGUACACCAGACUGACUCGAGACGCAUGGACCUGGUCAUCCCGUCCGAACAGCACUUCUACCUCCGCGCCCCGUCGGCGCAGGAACGCCAGCAGUGGCUCGUGGCCCUGGGAAGCUCCAAGGCGGCCCAGCGGGCGGAACCGGCCGCCGCGGGUGUCGAGUCCAGCGUCCGCGCGAAGAAGUCCGAGCUGCGGUUGUACUGUGACCUGCUUAUGCAGCAGGUGCACACCAUCAAGAACGCGCCGGACGCGCAGGCAGCAAACGACCUGCUCAGCGCCACGUGCGACACCUUCAUCGCCACCCUGGAGGACUGCAUGCGGCUGGCCGACGCCAACUUCACCUUCGAGCUGCCUCACCAGCAGGUCAGGGACUCGGCGCUGCCGCACGAGAGCCCCCCGCGCGCUGCGCCGGAACGCCGGCGCCGGACAACCGGCGCCACCGGCGCGGUGGUGACGCCACAUCCCGAGCAGCCACUGGACUACCGGACCGACCCGCUGGCAGCGCCGGUGCCACCGGCCCCACCGGUCCCACCGGCAGCACUGGCGCCUCCAGCCCCACCGGCAGCACUGGCGCCUCCAGCCCCACCGGCAGUACUGGCGCCUCCGGCCCCACCGGCGCCUCCGGCGCGGUCAGUGCGGACCUUUUUCUCGACCAUGGAGCGCAGCUUCACGGACCUGGAGGCGUCUGACCCGCCAACCGAGCAAUUCCUGGGCUGCUGCCGCUCCGUACUGCCCGUCUUCGACGUCCUCGGCUCUACAGCCUUUGCGCCAGUCAAGAUGGAUAUCCAGGGGAACAUCGGCAAGCUGCAUGCCCACUGGCAGGCGGACCCCGGGGGCCUGCAUCGUCUGCUGGCCCUCGUCCAGCGGGAGGUGGAUGCCGGGACGACGGGGGCCGCCGGCUCGGCGACCGACGCCCUGCUGUGGCUCAAGCGCGCCCUCGCCUUCAUCGCCGCCUUCUUGGGACAGGUGCAGGCGGGCAACGGGGACCUUGCCGACUGCGCCAGCGUGGCGUAUGGGAACACGCUCCGGUGCCACCACGGCUGGGUGGUGCGGAGCGUCUUUGCCGUUGCACUCAGGGCUCUGCCCGAGCUGGAUGCAUUCGUGCGUGCCCUGGCACCGUCGCCCGAGGACGCCUGCCAUCCUGAGUACCGUAGGCAGCUCAUGGAUGACUGUGCGACGUACGUGCAAGCGCUGCGUGCCGUCCUCAUUGCCCUGGACGCGUUCUAUCUGGGGCAUGGGCUCGAGGUACCCUAGGGACGCGGUCAACUGGGACAUCCUGGGAAACGCCCCUCCCCAUAAGCAACACACAGCUUCCGUAGUCGGUGACGAAAACACAACCUUUAGACGUCGCAUCCGACGAGGCUCUUUGAUGAAACCCGGUGCCAGUGCGAGGAAAGGGUCACAUUGCAGUUGACGACAUUCCAGGCGCGCUCGAAAUGUGAGAGCCAGAAACCUUCCUGCUGUGCACUCAAACAUUUUUUUAUGGCUAAAGCAUCGUAGUGAGGCAGAAGGAGGUGGAAUUUGCUUGUUUUCCUAGUCAAGGUUUCGCAGGUUGUCACGACAAGUUGAGUUCAACCGAUCAGGACAUUGUUGGAUUCAGGAAGUUGCUCGUUGUGAACAAGCGGUUCUCAGUCACUUUACAAAAAUGUAUUCUGGUAAGAGCAAAUGGAGGGCUGGGCCCGCAUGUCAAUAACCGCCAGAGAUGAUUGCAGUUUCCGAGCCGGGGGCCGGGGGUAAUUUAUUUUGUCGGUGUGCAUGAUAGUCCAUGUGUGUAUGUUCCCUUGGAAAGAGCCGUUUUGUCCUGACCGAUUGGCCGAGCACCGCUUGUUGCACUCUGAGGACGAGCAAUCCGAGCUUCUAGAACAAGGUUGGAUGGACUAGCACACCUAAAGAAUUAUAAAUGAUUGAUUUAUUGUGUAGCGAGCGCUAAUUACUCUAGGUGUUUUUGCAAUGCUCCUCUACAAAUUGUGCAUCCAUCUGUCCCACACAUUCCUUAGGCCCGCUUCAGACUGGAUAACUUUUUGAGCAAUUCCGUGCUUGCCAACGAGCUGUUGCCUAAAUCCUUGUGCCACAUCACGAAUUACUGGGAUUGGGUCCUGAUUCAAAUUGGCAAACAACUUUUCUGAGAAGUUUGAAGCAGUACCAGUCAAUCAGUGGCGUGAUACUUCCCAGUGGCUCCCUCUGGUGGUAAUGAUGAUAAGUGAAGACAAGGUUUCGCUUAGUUCUAGCUUGCUAUGGAUUCUUUUAUGGCUAAAGGCAUCAGGGAGAUCAGAUAGUAUUAUCAAUGCUAGAAAAAUAAAAUGAAAACGAAAAGUUUUUUUUUGCACAUUAGACAAGACGCUGGGAAAAGUUGCUCAGCUUGAAGCCGGCUUUACACUACGAUGCGUUCAUUGCUCUGGUCCAGAUAACGUCAUUGCAAUGGUGCUCAUCCGUCCAAUUUCGCAUUGCUUUUAUUCUUGACAAUUUGGGUUUGCAGCAUUGGGGAAAAUAGGCACAACUAAGAGGAGCUGAUUAGAGUCCAGUUCAAACCGAUUUUAAUUUUUACAUUACCUGUGCCUUCUUUGUACUGUGCAAACCACUGCAAUCCAGUUGCUGUUCGUUUCAUUACCAUCAGCUCAGUAUGCUUCAUGCAGCAGAACUGCACAGCAAACCUCUCUUUUUAUUUUGAUAAAUGCAUGAUUUUAAGUGCCAGUAUUUUGAUAAAGCAAGUUAUGAUCGCCAUCUUUCAUAUUUUAAUUUUUUUUUUUUUUAGUGCGCAUAUUAAGCGGUUCAUCCGUGGUCACCACAAGAACUUCCAGCUUUGUUCUAGAACCUUGUACUAAAUUUAGCCUUGGGCUAGGCAAGUUGUGGAGUUGAGUCCUAAAACAGCCGAUUGACACGUCUAGUGUGCUCUGUGAGGCCGUAGAAACCCUGAUGGGACAAAAGUGGAAGGUGUCUGAAUGGUUUGAAUGCCGCAAAUGGAACACACACUUUGUCGGUGCCUGGUCCAGUAGACAGGCUGCACUGUUUGUAUGAUAAGAAUUUUAUAGCUCGAAGGAUAUAUUUUGGGGACUAGUGGUGCAUCUUGGAAUGCACCGCUGCACCUCUACUCACCUUAGUGGGCCACUCUUGAGGUGCUGUCAGUGAGCUCCUCAAGGUUCUGCUUGCCGAGAGAUUAGUCUAGCCUCACGUAAACAGCCAAAAGACGGGCAAGAUGCAGUGUGUUAAGUCGCGUCUGUCCCUGCCAGCUCGGUUCUCCGUGGGAGAGUGCUUUCCAAUAAAGCAGAUCAACAGUC